Molecule: messenger RNA, 2187 nt
Organism: Salvia miltiorrhiza (redroot sage)
Lineage: Eukaryota; Viridiplantae; Streptophyta; Magnoliopsida; Lamiales; Lamiaceae
Exons: 4
Coding region: 1284-2072 (262 amino acids)
Biological process (GO): protein dephosphorylation
Molecular function (GO): protein tyrosine phosphatase activity
Source: RefSeq, a predicted model, not a curated record
AAAUUUUCAAAAAUGCAUUUCUUUUUAAAGACAAUCAUUUUAUUUUAAGUUUAUAUAAAUAAUUCCAAUAUAAAAAAACUUGUUAGCUCAAAUGAUUAGAAGAGACAAAGAAAUAAAAAAGACCCAAUAUAAAUAUACAAGAGCAUUUGUAUAACGGGGCUCGAACCCAUCCUCAACGAGCCCCAUCACAUUGCUGAGUCAAGGAACUCGAUAGAGGGCUCAUUCUGGCGAGCUGGGCGAGAGAGUUUAUAUAUAACACUUGCCUUUUAAUUUUUCUUUUUUAAAUUUCACCGUUGCAUUUUUUUUUAAUUUAAGAAGACAAGCACAUACAAAAUCAAAUUAAUGUACUAGUUUUUUCUAUAGUGCAUUUGCACAUUAUAGAGUAGCCUACAUUUUUCAAUGUAAAAUUUAAUAAAUAAUUAAAUUAAUGUAGCUUCUCUUUGUAUAGUGCAUUGCAUUAUAGAGUAGUCUACACUCUUCGAUGUGAGACUCAAAGUAUAUUUUUUCAAAUAGAAUAUCAAUUUUGAUUAUAAUAAACUAUGCUUCGACGUGGGUCUAUAAUUUUAAAAUUGCAAAAAGUUAAAUUCGAUAUAUAAAUACAAACAAAUGUCUAUUAUUGUAAUUUUUAAAUUGUAAAAGGUUAAAUUUUGACUUGAAUACAUACAAACAAAAUCAAAUGCAAUAAAAAAAUAUAUAUUUCAAGUGCUUUAUAAUGCAUAUAAUUUUUUAAAAAAUGUCUAUUAUUGUACUUUUUAAAUUUUAAUUUAAUAAAAUUUUCGAUGAUUAGAUUAUUUAAAAUUUAAUUUUAAAAAGUAUGAUGAAAAUUCUAUGGAACCCUUCUAUAGAGCUUCGGUUAUAGAGUCGUUAAUGCUCUAAUCUCAACUAAUGCUCUAUAUUAUUAUUAUUAUUAUUAUUAUUAUUAUUAUUAUUAUUAUUAUUUUAUAUGUAAAUAUCCUACAUCACUCAAUUCUUCUUCUUCUCUCUCCAUCUUCUCACUCGCCGGUUCUCUCUCUCAAAGAAAAAUCGGGAUAUCUCUCUGCCUCUUUCUUUCUUGCUCUCGCCGCCUCCCCUCCCUUCCUACGAACCGGCGUCUCUUCGCCUUCGACCGCCACCACACUCAUCUCUCUAUCCAAUUUCUCACUCAACCCCCCACCGCUUGCUCUCCCUCAUUUAUCUCGGAGACAGAUUUCAUUUCUCUUCAAAAAAUCAUAAGAAGCCCAACCACCCAAACAGAUACGACCAUUCAGCUGCAGAGACAAACUUCCGCCAUUAAAAUCCGAUCAAUGAACACUUUGCACACAACCACACUCUCAAACCUUAUCUCCCAAAAAUCACCAAUUCGCCGUCGCGCUCCUCUCCGCUCCCACAGACUCCAACCAUUUCUACCAAAUACUAAUUCAGCUGAACAUCCAAAAUUAUCAAUAAAACCUACGAGAAUCGCGGCAGCGUCAAUGGCUCCCACGCCGUCAACUGCCUUGGACGAUAGCGCGCCGGCGAGCAAACCGUUCUCUGUUCUGUUCGUCUGCCUCGGCAACAUCUGCCGGAGCCCGGCGGCUGAAGGCGUUUUCCGGCACCUCGUUAAGGAAAGGGGCCUCGAUUCCAAAUUCUACAUUGAUUCCGCCGGCACUAUCAACUACCACGAGGGUGAUCAAGCAGACCCAAGAAUGAGGGCAUCUUCAAAAAAGCGUGGAAUUGAGAUAACUUCAAUCUCGAGGCCGAUAAAGCCAUCAGAUUUUAGGGAUUUUGAUCUUAUUCUUGCAAUGGAUAAUCAAAACAGAGAGGACAUACUAGGUGCAUUCGAGAGGUGGAGGCACAGAGAGCCGCUACCCGGAAACGCCCAUGAAAAGGUUCGCUUGAUGUGUUCUUUCUGCAAGAGGCAUGAUGAAACCGAAGUUCCAGAUCCCUACUAUGGCGGGCCACAAGGUUUCGAGAAGGUAAUACAACACAUAAUAUGCAUUGAUGAGAUAGGCAUGUCGAGGCUUAACUUUCCACUGCAUUUAUCACAGGUUCUGGAUUUACUCCAAGACGCAUGCGAAGCUCUAUUGGAAAACAUUGUCGCUGAGAAGCUCUAAACUGUCACUUUCCUGAUUCACUCUUUGAGUUUUGUUUCUUAAAUGAAAACACAGCUUAUAUACUUCUUUUCUUUGAUAAGCAAAUGUGAAAUGUGAUGCUCUUCCUAAAUGCAAA